GGUACGUUCAUCGGUGCGUACACGUUGUGUUGAGCCGUUGUGCGCUUUUGUUAGUACGUCCAGAGGAAAGCCCAUUAAAAAGCUGUAGCAGCCCUUCGUCCGCGAACACGCGCAGCAGUACGGUGCGGCCCUUAAAAGCGCGCGCGUUGCUGUUAUUAUUUAUGGCUACGCACCCGUUGCGCAAAACGGAAGAAAGAAUUCUUUCACCCGAGUAAACCCGCGCGCGUGUGUGUGAAUGUGUGUGUACGUUUAUGUGCGCGGCCAGGUGUAAUUGAACUUUCCGAAGCAUCGAGCGGAAAGCCCUAAACGAUCUGUUGCCAGGGCUACGGCCAAAGUCGAGUGAGUGAAGACGCAUCGCAGGCGCAAAAUAGUGAGAUCGCAGUGAGCUGAGGAAAGUGCGCGGAAGUAAAAGAGUUGAGUCAAGAAAAGAAAUCGUUUAAAACCAAACCAGGCACGGCCAUAGUAUCGGGCCAUCUUGAAAGCAGCCAACCAGCAGUGAAGAAUAACCCUGUUGUGCUGUGUGUGCGGUGCGUACAAAGUUUGUGUGCCGCCGGGUGCAAAGAAUAGGGGUGAAAGCAACCGAAAGCUGAAACGGAAGAGAACGGAAAAUGUGUCCCCGCCAUUCUGCCCGUGUCUGACUUUCUUCCAAAGCGGCCGACGAAGGGUGUCGACGGAAGCCACGGUGGUUUCCUCCAAACGGCGGUUCUGGUUGGGCUUCUGGUAUUCUCGAAUUCUCCCCAUCAGCCUUCGCAAUUUCGCCGUUAUCGCACCGAACCGGCGCCGUUCGUCAACGGUUUCAUUUCCGAGGAUAUCACCCUCUCGUCACCACCCGUCCCCGCGGGCAGGCGGAAGGGUUUGCUUUCACCUGUUCGGAUGCGGAAUAAAGUGAGAACCGGCUCGCGUAUACAUAAAUAAAGGCGAAAUUAAAUAACUUCUUCCCGGAGAGACGGAAACCCCUACCCGAAUAAAGCCAUCGCGGGCUCCCGGUGGAAGGACCUCCUGUGGAUCGUUGUUGAUUUUUGUGCGUUGUUUGAAAACAAGCGGAGUGUUUGGUUCGUGUUGAUUGGCGUUGCCCUGGACGCGGCAACCAACGGGCGUUUUCGGUGUCUUCUGGCGGUUUUGUGAGGGAUCCUUGGGGCACGCGAACGUUUGGUGAAGACACGCGCCAACCUUGGACCAGGUCGAAAGCGGACGCUUUGCGUAAAGCACCGGUUCGCAUUUAUCAUAUCUUUCCGUUGUUUUUGCCACUAUGCGCCACCGGCUGCCGACGCCGGAACACGGGAUGAUUGAUAGUGCGGCCUGGAAGAUCAUGACCAGCGGUUCCAGCGGCAACAGAGGCAGCAGCGCAGCAGCAACAACCGAUGCGGACUUGAAAUCGGAACGAACGUAGAGCAAAAAACCACUCGAGAGCGCGGCAAAAGCGGCAACAAGUGAAACCGGCACGACACCGGGGUUCGGGGAGCUUUUUGGGAGAGUGGUUUGGAGAAAUUUGGCAGGCUAACGGUGACACCAUUUCACGGCAGGGGCACUGGAAGUGGUGGGCCCCGGGGAGGCGCACGGAAGAGAUCGCUUGCGCGACGCAAGCGAACCGCAAAAGAAAUCAAUCAUCGACGGAGUGUCCCCUGAGGAGCAAGAUGCCGGCGACUACCGUGAAGAGUAGUGAGGCGACUGACCAGCAAAACAACUGUGAUAACGAGGAGGAGGAACCAAAAGACAUGAAAAAUGCGCAUCUCAUUAUCAACGAGCUUCGCACUCGGUGCCGGAAUCAAUCGGAGCAAAUCAUGGCCUGGAAGAAGGCCUACUCGCUGCAGCAAGAACAAACCCACCGAAUGCAGAAGGAAAAGGCGGAGCAGCUGAACUAUCUCACCAGUCAGCUGCUGCUGCUGGAGUCUCGUAUCAUGCGCAAGCAGAAGCAGGUUUCGAACGUCAUCUACCAGCGCGAGCUGACGAUCUACCGGCAGCAGAAGAUCAUCGAGGCGCUCACCAGCCGGCUGAUCGACCACGGCAUCAUGGACGUGGGCAUGGACGCGCCGAUGCACAGCGGAGGCAACAGCAACGACCUGGACUCGCUCAACGACUCCGAUUCGGCGGUGGUGCUCGAGGACGUCGAUUCGGACUGCAACAGCUCGAUCUACUUCGGUGGCGGCGGAAGCAUCAUCAGCGGCGGAGGCAGCCUCAAGUCCCGCUGCGGCUCGAACAAGAUGUCGAACGACGUCACGAUCGUGCGCUCGAUCUCGGACGCGAUCGAGACGAACCUGAAGUACAACAACACCCGGCGCUCGAACUGCUUCCUGCGCCGACCGGAGAUCCUCGAGACCGUGUACAGCGUGGAGGAGGACCCGGAACCGCAGAACGCGGCCGCAUCGCAGGCCUCGACGGGUGUGUCGCCCACGACGGCAACGUCGGCGUCGUCGGGGCCCGCUUCGCCGAAGCCGGAUGCGGUCACCGAGAAGCGGGACAAGUUUAAGAACCGCACGGAAAAGUGCAUCUCGACGGAUCAGCCCGAGCAGCAGACGACGACAGCGCCGGUGAUCAUCACCAGCAGCAGCUGCGACGUCGACUCGGACCGGGACUGCGAUACGCCGUCGGCGUUGGUCGGCGGCGGCUGCAAGGGCCAGGGAGCCGUCACCAACUUCAACCGCGUCAUGUCGAACCACCGAUCGGUCACGAAGCCGAAGGACGUCAAGUACAAGCGCAUCAACAAGGCCAAAUCGAAGAGUCUGGAGGAGCUGCGCGGCCGGCUGAAGCACUGGGUCGAGCGGGGUACCUGCAACGUGAACCUCACGCUCGAGGGCAGCGGUGGCGGGGGGCCGCACCAUCUCAGUGGCCACCUGGCGGAGCACUGUGGCGCCGGAACGCUUCAGCAGGCGCAGGCGCAACAGCAGCCCAACUAUGCCCAGAGCUACGCGUGACCGGAGCCGACGGCCCGCGUUCGGGGCAGCAUUUAAUAGGAGUGCGCGUGGUCGGUGGUUCCAGCGGAAGUGCCCCGCGACCGCCACCACCUUUCCCCGGUCCGAUCCCGUGUGGUCGGCGUUUGUAUAGUUCUGGUGGCGAUCCUCUGGAUCGUCUCGAGUUCCAUCGUGGCCGCUAUCUUUCGCUUCCUGAAGCCGACAUUUCGUGGGCGGCCGCAGUAGCUGGCCUCUCGCCUCCCCUCCCCUUCCCUCCCAGCACAACGGUGACAAAUGUAUAAAAUCAAUUGGAACGAUCCAAUGCUCUGUGCUCCCGUACGGCUGGAACGCUAUUUAUUGUGCUUGCUUAAUUAGAGUUUAAGGGAUCUCGAACGUCACUCGAAAGCGGCCGUUGUAAUGUAUUCGAAAUGAAUUUUCUGACUGAGUCAGGUCGUACCUAAGAAAACACUAGAGCAGAAACAAAAAAACAGAUAGAAGCGACAGACGAUGCUGUCCAAAAAUCGCGCGACGCGGGACGGUCGAAUCAAAACAACUGAACAAUGAUGUAACGAAGGAAUUGCGCCAUCGACUAGCGAUGUCGGCAGAGGAGCGAGUACCAUCCCGUCGGCAAAUCAUUGAUUGAUUGCUCGCCCGGAUGCGCACGAGUUAUCACUACAACUGUUCUUAGUAUUAAGACGCGUGUCGAUACGCAACAAUUGGCUGCUUCAAGCCCUCUUGAAGUAAGCAAGUAGCUGAUGUUAGAUGGUAGACACUUUUUGUACACCAUUCGAAUCGAAAGUGGCUCAAUAAGCUAGGCAGUGGAGGUGGAGUUGGAAUUGAAUUCACGUGUGGAAAAGAAAACUCUCUUGUGUAUAGUAGUAGCAGCCUCUCCUAGUAGCACCUACUUAGAACUACUCGAUGCGUUUAGUGAUGUGGUAGUUGUUAGUGAUCUUCCCUCCCAAAGUAAAACUAGAGAGUGUAUGUUAUACCUAUCCUAGGGUAUGAUCGAGAAAAAGAAUUACAUCAGAACAUUAUAUACUUGAUAUCGAGAAAGAGAGAGAGAGGGAGAGAGAUGAUAGAAAAUAUUUAACAAUGAAAUCUUUGCACCAAUCUCAGGUUGCAAAACGAAUGUUCCUUUCCCGAAAGGAGUCGAGUUUCCGAUCUCCUUUUUACAUUCCCCGAACACUCAUCGUGUGCAUCAUCCUAUCGUAUCCAUCGUUCACUCAUCGUGCACAGGUUUCCUCCCUUGAACGUUUGAGCUUUUCUCACCCGAAAGACUUUUUCCGCUGGUUUCACUAGAACUGUAGCUCCGUUUUUAACUGCACCCUUUUACAAACAACUCUCUAGAGCUGGCAGAUUCAGUUCACCACUCUAUACUUCCCUUUCUUUCCCUUCAGGGACUUACCCUUCAGCGUAGCUCGUAAGGCUUGUACAUAAAACCAAUCGAAUUAUGAAAAAAAAACAUCGAUUGCAAAGUAAAAAUCAAAGUCCGCGAUCCUCAGCAGCGAGGAAAAGAUUAUGAACAAUUAAUUGUAAGU
This is a messenger RNA of Anopheles coustani, 4426 nucleotides long. RefSeq lists its product as uncharacterized. Bases 1635 to 2912 code for a protein of 425 amino acids. The transcript has 5 exons. NCBI's taxonomy places the organism in Eukaryota, Metazoa, Arthropoda, Insecta, Diptera, Culicidae. The record is from RefSeq and is a predicted model, not a curated record.